ACAACAGCCUUUGACGCGUUCCAGGCACUGCGGUAAAGGUAAUUCUCCAGCUACGUAUUAGUAAAGAACUGCUGGAACGCUUAGGUCACUUCCAAUUUUCAGGAUGAACGGCGCCUUAGUUUGGGCAGUUUCUAUCUUGGCCAUCUGUGGGGCACAGUUCCAAAUCCAGCAGGAAAUUUGUAACGAUAUUUGUCGUGUUGCAAUAGCCGUCAACCAAACCAUCUAUCAGGACUGUCGGAAUGAACUCUGGAAGUACAGGCAGCUUAUCAAUCUUACAAUUACUCCAUGUGACAGAGACCCCUGCGUUUACCAGAAGAAUGCGACGUACGAGAUCUCAUUCUACGCGGUUGCCAAUUAUUCGCAGAAGUUCCAUCCUUGGUGGAAUAAAGGCAUUCCAUACGUAAACGAAGGAAAGUUGAUGGGAGGUAUGUGGCUGGAGCAGCACACUGAGGAUUUACGUGCUUUCGGAGAGACGGUGACGUUUAACUUCACCAACCCCGACGUUGACAUGCCACUCAGGGUCAAGCCAAACGAAACUUUCAAGAUAACCGCCCGAGUGUGCCGCAAGUUUUACCCCUACGACUUCACGCUUAAGAUCUACGUGGGUACCUGGCAGUAUGCUUUCGGCUGUGCCGAGGCGCGCGUCAACGUCACAAGGGAAUGGAAGAAAUGCCUCAACUACGACGACUCCGAGCAACCGACCAGCACCGAGAAACCACGCGGUCGCGCCGAAUUAUAAGCUGCAGAGUCGCAUAUUAUUUGCCUUUGGCCUAUAAUAAAAAAAAAAAAAAAAAACACAAAGGCCGUAUAUGCUAACUUUAA
This is a messenger RNA of Ixodes scapularis (black-legged tick), 822 nucleotides long. RefSeq lists its product as uncharacterized. The record is from RefSeq and is a predicted model, not a curated record. The coding region runs from base 104 to 739 and encodes 211 amino acids. NCBI's taxonomy places the organism in Eukaryota, Metazoa, Arthropoda, Arachnida, Ixodida, Ixodidae. The transcript is spliced from 6 exons.